Molecule: messenger RNA, 2771 nt
Organism: Seminavis robusta
Lineage: Eukaryota; Bacillariophyta; Bacillariophyceae; Naviculales; Naviculaceae
Source: the annotation of a GenBank genome assembly
GGCAACUGCAUUCAGUGAACUUCCAUGGUCUGUUUCAUGUGAGCAGUUUCAUGUUGGCAUACACCCACCGUACCGCGGCUGAUCAAAGGCAAAGGCAAGUUACGAACCUGGGAUGCUCUUGAGCACUUCGGCACAGUCAACGUCAACAUGAGUGCUAGUGGUAGUAGCGAUUGCGAGAAGACUGGCGGCAAUGCCAAGGACGUGGACGCCAACGCCGUGGAUUCCGAGGCCACGGGCAACAUGGCGGGGUCGUUAGAAUCGUUGCAGACGCCGGUAGAGGGCACGUUGACGAGUGCAUCUGUUGUAGAGAAACAGACUCCAUGCAACAACGAUCAUAUUAAGGAAGAAGGCAAGGCAAAGACUAAUGCGGAAUCGACAUUGGAUAUCACCUUGCCAGAGCGUAUGCCCAUACCAACGCCCUUACCAAUGCCCAUACCCUUACCCUCGGGCCGACCGGACUCAUUACCGGGAGCUUAUGCAGUGGGUACAAGUUUCGCUGGUCUCAUUACGAGUUUUGCUCGUCGCACCGGGGAGGACAGCGUUAUUGCUGGUAACGAAGCAGAACCAGAGGAUUCUCCUAGCGAAUCACCACCGCUAUUGCAGGGUACCCUUGUAGGUCCCCCAAGGAACCGCAGGAGACUCCAAGCCGCAUCGUGCCACCCAGCAAUGGUGCAUACUUCUCAGCUUCCUAUCACAGGGACAGCUGUUCGCGAUGAUGAUAAUGGCCAAAAGAGACGUGCAGCGCUGUUUGCAUUGGCCGUGGUGGUCAUGCUGGCCGUUAUUGUAGCUCUCGUCUUGGGACUCCUCGGAGUAUUCGCCGGAAACAACGAGGGAGAACCACUCCAGAUUCUCGCGGGAAGCAAAGAAGAAAAUACAAAUGACAGCCUUUCAACUCUCCAACGAAUCAAACAGGAAGGUAUCUUACGAUGUGAAUAUCGUGAGGUUCCCAAUAACAUAACGGAUAUUCCCGGAUUCAGCUACAGCUUUUGCCUUGCAGUGGCAGCCGCCAUCUUUGGACAAGAGACUGCUAAGGACAAGAUCGACUUUCAAAAAUUUAAGAAUCGGACCUCUCUGUUUGCACCUCUUGUGGAAGGGCAAGUGGACUUGUACUGUUCUGGAUACACACAUACCAUGGAACGGGAUGUACUCCAGACUCAGGUCAAGACUGGCUUGUCCUUUACCGCUCCUUUUCUAUACAUAGGAAUGGCCGUUGCUGGUGAUCCCUUUCAUGUUGGCUGUGUAGAAGACAACUUUAGACACCUCUAUGAGUGUCAGAGCUUGAAAAUUUGUGUUAGACAGGACACAACCUAUGCAAGUAUAGUACAAGCUGCCAUACCAAGACGCUAUAUUGUACCAGUGGAAACUGUGGGCCAUGCUACCAAAGGGUUUGUCAAGGGUGACUGCAACGUCAUUGCUUUGGGGAGUUUCGCUGCCUUGAGUGCAGAGGAGAUAGCAGCUGCUGGAUACAAUGGGAGCUAUGUGCGGAGUGAACGCUACUUCUCCAAAGAACCUUUGGGCCUUGCAACCAGAAAAGACGAUCCAGAAUUCACGGCCUUUGUGGCUGCCAUUCUGGAUUCUCUCUUUGUGGCAGAGCUACACAACAUCACUCAGGCCACUGCCCACUUGUUUCCUCCCAUGCAAAUCUUUGGCAUUGACUCUCAAUACAUGUUUCAAGAUGCCAUUUCUGCUGUGGGAAACUAUGGUGAAAUCUACAAACGCCAUUUGGCCAGAGGUAUUCCUCGGGCCACACUCAACGAGGUCAAUCAAGGAACCACAGGAUUGCUCUUUUCACACCCAUUUGGUGCCAUUGGAGAGAACACAAGAGAGGAAGACAAGAUUCCACUCGGAGAUGAUGUCCAAUCAAUUGUGGAAAGAGGGAGUGUCCGAUGUGGUAUUAGUGCCAAUGCAGAAAGGGCUGGUUUUGCGUCCAAAGUGAAUAGCACUGUUUCAUCUGUGGCUUACGAGGGAUUCGAGAUUGAUCUCUGUCAAUCCCUAUCCACUUCAUUGUUUCAAGGCCAGCCCAACAAGAUACAGUUCGUCGAGGUGGAGAAGCCCGAACAUGGCUUUGCUCUCCUUGCAAGUGGUGCAAUAGAUGUUUUGGCUGGAGUGACAAGCAGUCUCCAGAACCGUGUCAAGGAACCAUCCACAGGACUAGGCUACUCCUUUUCUGUGCCCUACUUUUAUGAUUCUGUACACAACAGCAAUCUCUGCAUGGCCACCAAUCAAGAUGCCCACGACUGGUCUGUGUGGGUGUACUGGAUUGUCACUGCUUUGAUCUUUGCGGAGGAGCAAGGCAUUGGUCAAGAAACAUCCAACAUGAUGCCAGAGGUCCUGCUGUUUGGUAACCAGUACAAGCGGAUGUUUCGAGAUGCCAUUUUGGAAGUGGGGAACUAUGGCGAUCUUUUCGAUCGGAACUUGAAGGCCAUCAACAUCCCACGCACUGGCCAGAACAUGCUCAAUCAAAACUCCAAUCAAGGACCACAGCACUAUGCACCUCCAGGGUUUAUCUAAGAAAUGAUCGUCGAGCUGGAGGUGUAGAACCAAAAUGCCCAUGAACCUCCAAGAGGCUGGUUACUUGUGUCACCAUCGGGAUCUGCUGAUUUGCAUGACGUAGUGGUAGCUCUCCCAGUUUUGUUUAUAAUUAGUUUUUAGUGAUGUUCUUUCUACUCGGGCACCGCGAAUAUUAUUUAUUCCGAUGAGACGAACACCCAACCUGGAUUUUGAAUAGCGGUGACAUCACGGAUCAACUCACAUCCUUACCCAAGCUAGCC